AUGUUCCAGGUAUUUAAGCCACAUGCUGGGGAGGAUUAUAAAUAUCCAAGGGAAACAGAGACCUUCUGGAGUCAUCCCUACAUUAGGGACGGGUACCCCAAGAACCCUUUGGAGAGCUUGUCACUUCACAUCUGCUGGGCUGCCAUGGCUCCUUCCAUCACAUCCUCACAAGACAGCAUCCUAAGCCAAAGGGACAAAAAAGGCCUCUCCUUGGACCUAUCACUUACCAGAAAGAAAAGGUACCAAGGCCUCCACUGGUCUCAUUGGCAAGGACUGAAUCACAUGCCCAUCAAGAUUCACACCCCUGGGCAGGGCUCCCCAUCCCUUGGACAGAAUUGGAGUUGGGGUAACAGGAAAGAAAAGGGUGUUACACAGCGACAAAUGCCCACCACAGGUACCCACAGCCUCUUCCCUUGCUCCUUGGAAGGCCACAAGGAGAAACCCCAUCAUUUUAGAGAGCUUUGGUGUCAUUACAUUUCAAUAAUCAAAGGUCAUUUCCCCUUUUGCCAACCUCCUCAUUGGCAACAAAAUGUGCCUGGGGGCUUUCUUUCUGAAAGUUUACAGAUCCAUCUCCCACCUGCCAACCCAGCACCUGGGCAGUUGUAUUCACUCACAGGUGUCGGGCUGGCAGAUGGGUCUAACAGAAUGGGGGAAGGGGAUUAA
Messenger RNA from Cercocebus atys (sooty mangabey), 663 nucleotides. It is a transcript of the gene SCP2D1-AS1, whose product is annotated as chromosome unknown open reading frame, human C20orf78. The record is from RefSeq and is a predicted model, not a curated record. Lineage: Eukaryota; Metazoa; Chordata; Mammalia; Primates; Cercopithecidae.